UCCAAACCCACUUCGUCAAGUAAACAACCCCGGCUAAAAGUGAAAGCGGCAGCCGCGUAGCAGUUGGUCGCCACCGCCACGUUGGGAGGUUGGACUCCUCCCGCCCCCGCCCCGUGCUGCUCUUCCCCUUCCCUUACCUCGCCGGAGACCCCGCCGCCGCAGCAGGAGGAGGCGGCCAUGGCGGGGAGGUACGACCGCAACCCGUUCGAUGAGGACGACGUCAACCCCUUUGCGGGAGGAAGUGUACCUCCUGCUUCCAAUUCUCGGAUGCCACCUCUUCCUCAUGAACCAGCGGGCUUCUACAAUGAUCGUGGUGCCACAGUAGACAUACCUCUUGAUUCAACUAAGGACAUGAAUAAAAAGGAGAAAGAACUGCAGGCAAAGGAGGCUGAGCUAAACAAACGGGAAAGGGAACUGAAAAGAAAGGAGGAAGCUGCAGCCAGAGCUGGUAUUGUCAUUGAAGAUAAGAACUGGCCACCCUUUAUGCCCAUUAUUCAUCAUGACAUUUCGAAUGAGAUACCAGUUCACCUACAAAGGAUGCAGUACCUGGCAUUUUCUUCACUGCUGGGAUUGACAGCCUGUCUUUUUUGGAACAUCAUUGCAACCACAGCAGCAUGGAUUAAAGGAGAAGGUGUGAUGAUCUGGUUGCUAGCCAUCAUUUACUUCAUCUCUGGUGUCCCUGGGGCCUAUGUGCUAUGGUAUCGUCCACUUUAUAAUGCGAUGAGGACUGAAAGUGCUUUGAAGUUUGGGUGGUUUUUCUUGUUUUACUUGCUCCAUAUACUAUUUUGUGUCUGGUCUGCUGUGGCUCCUCCAUUUCCUUUCAAAGGAAAAUCUUUGGCUGGAAUUUUGCCGGCAAUUGAUGUCAUAGGCAGGAGUGCUAUUGUGGGGAUAUUUUACUUCAUUGGAUUUGGAUUGUUCUGCCUUGAAUCACUGCUCAGCAUUGCUGUCAUUCAGCAAGUAUACAUGUACUUCCGUGGAAGUGGAAAAGAAGCAGAGAUGAAACGCGAGGCGGCCCGUGGUGCACUGCGAAAUGCCUUUUGAUAGAGCUGCCUUGCUGAGUGGAAGAGAAACAGGGUGUGGCAGUUGGUACCGCUGUCUUGUACAUCGCUAUACAUAUGCAGUGCGUCUCUGAGAUUACUUAUAGCUUAUAGCCUUCUUGCCUUCCAUGUAAUAUAUACCGCAUACAUUACCAGAGCUUUAUCUCUUACCUAGGUUCAGAUGUAGCUUUAUCUCUUACCUAGGUUCAGAUGUGCUUAUAGGUAACUAUUAAGUUUCUAGGGGAAUACGUUUGCCUGCCUGAUAUGUACUCUUAACUACUUGCGUGACCAUCAUUGUUCAUUUUAUCUUGAUGAGUGAUUCUUUGUCCCACUGGAAAA
Molecule: messenger RNA, 1376 nt
Organism: Setaria italica (foxtail millet)
Lineage: Eukaryota; Viridiplantae; Streptophyta; Magnoliopsida; Poales; Poaceae
Product: secretory carrier-associated membrane protein 2
Exons: 12
Coding region: 178-1041 (287 amino acids)
Biological process (GO): protein transport
Cellular component (GO): recycling endosome membrane; trans-Golgi network membrane
Source: RefSeq, a predicted model, not a curated record